Molecule: messenger RNA, 3795 nt
Organism: Malaclemys terrapin pileata
Lineage: Eukaryota; Metazoa; Chordata; Testudines; Emydidae
Product: sarcoplasmic/endoplasmic reticulum calcium ATPase 1
Exons: 23
Coding region: 205-3189 (994 amino acids)
Biological process (GO): intracellular calcium ion homeostasis; calcium ion transmembrane transport
Cellular component (GO): membrane
Molecular function (GO): P-type calcium transporter activity; ATP binding; ATP hydrolysis activity
Source: RefSeq, a predicted model, not a curated record
UCCCCACUGAGGGUGUCUCUACCGGGACGGGUUGCGUGGGCUCCCCUGUCGGAUACUGGGCGCCGAGGAGGGCCAUGGUCUGCUGAGCGGCAGGGGACGCGAGGUGGGAGACGCUCAGAGACCAACUGACCAACCGGGUCUUGUGAGGGGCAGAGACAGGCCGAGCCCAGGGGGGACAGGGCUUACAGCGCUGGUGGAGCAGCCAUGGAGAACUCCCACACAAAGACCGUGGAGGAGUGUCUGGCCUACUUUGGCGUGAGCGAGAACUCUGGCCUGACGCCCGAACACGUGAAGAAGAACCUGGACAAAUACGGCCCCAACGAGCUCCCGGCAGAGGAAGGCAAGUCCAUCUGGGAGCUGGUGGUGGAGCAGUUUGAGGACCUGCUGGUGCGAAUCCUGCUGCUGGCAGCCUGCAUCUCCUUCGUGCUGGCCUGGUUUGAGGAAGGCGAGGAGACAGUCACUGCAUUCGUGGAGCCAUUCGUCAUUCUCCUGAUCCUCAUCGCCAAUGCCAUUGUAGGAGUCUGGCAGGAGAGGAACGCUGAAAAUGCCAUCGAGGCCCUGAAGGAGUAUGAACCCGAGAUGGGCAAGGUGUACCGUGCAGACAGGAAAUCUGUGCAGAGAAUCAAGGCCCGGGACAUGGUCCCUGGCGACAUUGCCGAGGUGGCUGUGGGUGACAAGGUGCCAGCUGACAUCCGGCUCCUCUCCAUCAAAUCCACCACCCUGCGUGUGGACCAGUCCAUCCUGACAGGUGAGUCUGUCUCUGUUAUCAAGCACACGGACCCUAUCCCAGACCCUCGCGCUGUCAACCAGGACAAGAAGAACAUGCUCUUCUCGGGCACCAACGUGGCAGCUGGCAAGGCUGUGGGCAUUGUCAUUGCCACGGGGGUGAGCACCGAGAUCGGGAAGAUCCGGGAUCAGAUGGCGGCCACGGAGCAGGAGAAGACGCCGCUGCAGCAGAAGCUGGAUGAGUUCGGGGAGCAGCUCUCCAAGGUCAUCUCGCUCAUCUGCGUGGCCGUCUGGCUUAUCAAUAUUGGCCACUUCAACGACCCAGUCCACGGCGGCUCCUGGAUCCGCGGUGCCAUCUACUACUUCAAGAUCGCCGUGGCCCUGGCCGUGGCCGCCAUUCCUGAAGGUCUCCCCGCCGUCAUCACCACCUGCCUGGCCCUGGGCACCCGCCGCAUGGCCAAGAAGAACGCCAUUGUCCGGAGCCUGCCGUCUGUGGAGACGCUGGGCUGCACCUCAGUCAUCUGCUCUGACAAGACCGGCACCCUCACCACCAACCAAAUGUCUGUGUGCAAGAUGUUUGUCGUUGAGAAGGUGGAGGGAGAUGUCUGUUCCCUGAAUGAGUUCAGCAUUACUGGUUCCACCUACGCCCCUGAGGGAGAAGUACUGAAGAGUGACAAGCAUGUGAAGGCUGGGCAGUACGAUGGGCUGGUUGAACUGGCCACUAUCUGUGCCCUCUGCAAUGACUCCUCCCUGGAUUACAAUGAGGCCAAGGGUGCCUAUGAGAAGGUGGGGGAAGCCACCGAGACGGCGCUGACCUGCCUGGUGGAGAAGAUGAAUGUUUUCAACACAGAUGUGCGGAGCCUGUCCAAGGUGGAGCGUGCCAAUGCCUGCAACUCUGUGAUUAAGCAGCUGAUGAAGAAGGAGUUCACCCUGGAGUUCUCCCGCGACAGGAAGUCCAUGUCCGUAUACUGCUCCCCCGCCAAGGCCUCCCGCGCAGCUGUCAGCAACAAGAUGUUCAUCAAGGGUGCCCCUGAGGGGGUUAUCGACCGCUGUAACUAUGUCCGAGUGGGCACCACCCGUGUCCCACUCACACCCCUGGUGAAAGACAAGAUCUUGACUGUCAUCAAGGAGUGGGGGACGGGGCGGGACACACUGCGCUGCCUGGCCCUGGCCACACGUGACACCCCCCCCAGGAGAGAGGACAUGGUGCUGGAGGACUCCACCAAGUUUGUCGAGUAUGAGGUGGACCUGACCUUUGUGGGCUGCGUGGGGAUGCUGGACCCACCCCGGAAGGAGGUGAUGGGCUCCAUCCAGCUGUGCCGUGACGCCGGCAUCCGUGUCAUCAUGAUCACGGGGGACAACAAGGGCACGGCCAUUGCCAUCUGCCGCCGCAUCGGGAUCUUCACCGAGGACGAGGAGGUGACGGGCAGGGCCUACACAGGCCGCGAGUUCGACGACCUGCCCCCCGCCGAGCAGCGGGAGGCCUGUAAGCGGGCCUGCUGCUUCGCCCGUGUCGAGCCCGCCCACAAGUCCAAGAUUGUGGAGUUCCUGCAGUCCUUUGAUGAGAUCACAGCCAUGACAGGCGACGGGGUGAAUGACGCCCCUGCACUGAAGAAGGCUGAGAUUGGCAUCGCCAUGGGCUCUGGCACAGCCGUGGCCAAGACGGCCUCCGAGAUGGUCCUGGCUGACGACAACUUCUCCACCAUCGUGUCCGCCGUGGAGGAGGGCAGGGCCAUCUACAACAACAUGAAGCAGUUCAUUCGCUACCUCAUUUCCUCCAAUGUGGGCGAGGUCGUCUGUAUCUUUCUCACAGCCGCCCUGGGCCUUCCAGAAGCCUUGAUCCCCGUGCAGCUGCUGUGGGUGAAUCUGGUGACUGACGGGCUCCCGGCCACUGCCCUGGGCUUCAACCCCCCAGACCUGGACAUCAUGGACAAGCCGCCCCGCAGCCCCAAGGAGCCCCUCAUCAGUGGCUGGCUCUUCUUUCGCUACAUGGCCAUUGGCGGCUACGUCGGAGCUGCUACAGUGGGUGCCGCUGCCUGGUGGUUCAUGUAUGCAGAGGAUGGUCCUGGCGUCACCUAUCACCAGCUGUCCCAUUUCAUGCAGUGCACAGAGGAAAACGUGGACUUUGAGGGGCUGGAUUGUGAAGUGUUUGAGUCACCUGUGCCCAUGACCAUGGCCCUGUCUGUGCUGGUCACCAUCGAGAUGUGCAACGCCCUCAACAGCCUGUCUGAGAACCAGUCCCUGUUGCGCAUGCCGCCCUGGGUGAACAUGUGGCUGCUGAGCUCCAUCUGCCUGUCCAUGUCCCUGCACUUUGUCAUCCUCUACGUCGACCCUCUGCCCAUGAUCUUCAAACUGACACCCCUGGACCUGACCCACUGGCUCGUGGUGCUGAAGAUCUCGUUCCCCGUCAUCCUCCUGGAUGAGGUGCUGAAAUUUAUCGCCCGGGACUACCUGGAAGCAUAAUCUCCUUUCCCUCCAUCUCCUUGAUCCUGUCUCUCAGUGGGUUUAGAAGACCCGAAGAGGAGGAAGAAGUGACACCUCUGGCCACUAGAGAAACUGCAUCUUCACUCCAACAGUGAAGAACCCCUCGGUGCCCCCUCACCUCCCCAUGAGCCUCGGCCACCACCUCUUAUUUAACAGCUGCUCCCCUCCACCAAAGGCUGCAAGCAGCCCUCCCUCUCCCCCCCAGCCGGGUGGGGUGGACAUCAUGGGGGUUUGCCUGCUGCGUUUGGAGAAUGGGGGGAAGCUCCCCCUUGCAAACUGCCUGCCCUCCUCCUGGCCUUCUAGCUACUUUGCUUCUGUACAUUUUGAGCUGCUAGUCUUUCCUAGCGGCCCCUGCCCGUCCCGCCUUCCCCCCAUUUCCUUGCUGGGCACCCAGCCCAUUCGCUGUGUUACCAGCUCACACCUAGUGACCUCUUCACUCACCGGGUGGGUUUUUUUUUAAUGCAAAAAAUAACUGAACAGACGGAAACAUUUUGUCAGGCCAAUGUGCAGCUCCCAGAGGAGGAAAUGAAGAGACUGUUCUAGCUGCUUAUUUAUUGACAUUAAAAGAUAAACUCCUUAACGCUG